CAGCGAGCUCUGCAGCAGGCACGCCAUCGCCAGAGAAACCCAUCAACGCCCGCCGACCCGCUUUCACCUGCAUCACCAUGGGGCCGUGGGGUCCUCUGCUGGGGGCCCUUCCUCUCUGGAUGUGCUUCGGGACAGUUGCUGCUCUCUCGGACCCUGGGAUCUGUUACGUUCUGGACGGCAUCCUGUUUCUGUACGGCAUCAUCCUGACCAUCCUCUACUGCAGAAUCAGGAUCUCCAAUGCUAAAGAGGCCCGAGUGGAGAAAGGCAAGCCGAAGCAGGGCGUUGAAGAGGGCAUCUACACGGGUCUGACUCCUCACACUGCUGACACAUAUGAAACCAUUGGCAUGAAGAAGUAACUCCACAAACGUCCACUUCUCUUUAAACUCCUUCAUUAUUUCAACUUUUUUUUUUUGUUGUAUUUAAAUUAUUCUCUCUGCUGUCGUCC
Molecule: messenger RNA, 445 nt
Organism: Nematolebias whitei (Rio pearlfish)
Lineage: Eukaryota; Metazoa; Chordata; Actinopteri; Cyprinodontiformes; Rivulidae
Gene: fcer1g
Product: Fc fragment of IgE, high affinity I, receptor for; gamma polypeptide
Exons: 5
Coding region: 78-356 (92 amino acids)
Biological process (GO): cell surface receptor signaling pathway
Cellular component (GO): Fc-epsilon receptor I complex
Molecular function (GO): IgE receptor activity
Source: RefSeq, a predicted model, not a curated record